Lecanosticta acicola is the source of this 2897-nucleotide messenger RNA. The record is from the annotation of a GenBank genome assembly. NCBI's taxonomy places the organism in Eukaryota, Fungi, Ascomycota, Dothideomycetes, Mycosphaerellales, Mycosphaerellaceae.
AUGUCUUACGUAUCCGGAGCUUCGCAGCCAGACCACAGUCAAGCGCUGCAGGAACUCCUUCAAUGGAUCGAGAGGCGAAGUAUUUCAUCUUACGACAUUGAGACUGGAGCUGUUGACAGCGGCAGAGUCUUCAUGCCGAAUACAUCGGUCGAGAACUACUUCCAAGAACACAACUGCAAGAGAACCAAGGACCUCCUCGCCGCCGUUUAUCCGGAUGAAGAUGCUCCUCCCGCAAGAGAUAUUGCCGAAACGUGUCCACGCAUCUUUUGCAUCCUGACCUUGAUCAGCAAGACAAAAUACAUUCGAUUCUUCACCAAGAGGAAUACCCUCCUGGACAAUCGGCUUCCAUUUGAGGCAAGGCCAAAGGACUUCCCGACUUCUCCCAGCGAUCCUAGCUUCUUCGAGAAUUUCAAAAAGCACCAAUGGCGCUUUUGCGCCCCUGACUUGGAAGGCCGUAGUGGCCGUCGAUUUGAUGACGAGGAGAUUCUACCUAUCAGCGAACUCAAGAAAGCUGGUGGUGGCGGUAGUGCGACGGUUUACAAAGCCACAAUACAUACAGAACACGAUAGAUUGGUUCGUUUUGACCCGUGUUCUCCGUGCUUGUGCUGACAUCUCGACAGCGUAAGGCGGCAGGCAAUUGUUACGCGUUGAAAACGUUCAGGCCCGGCGAGGACGACUUCCAGCGCGAGGUCGACGCGUUUGACAAGAUCACCGGCCAAGGCAUGCGGACGACAGAAAACAUUAUUGAAUUUUGCGGCGCUUUUGAAUAUCGGGAGACCUUGAAUAUUGUCCUCGAAUACGCUGAGGGCGGAACUCUCGAACAAUAUUCCCAGACAAAUCAGCCGCCAAGCGAUGGCAAAAGUAUCAUCGACUUUUGGGAAGCUAUAUUUGGCUUGUGUCAUGCCCUCCACCGAAUCCAUGAGUCGCAUCUGCCUCCAGGUGUAGCAGGAAGACGGCUGGUUCUUCAAGGGUAUGUGACGUAUCUCGAUACCGGUGCUCGUCUAGAUAAUUGACUUUCCGCGCAGGUGGCAUCAAGAUCUCAAACCCGCUAAUAUACUUGUCGUAAAACGACCUUCCUCAGAGGAAGCGUUCCCAUGGAAUUUCAAAAUUGCUGAUUUUGGACUUUCACACUUCAGGAGCAUACUGAAAGGAUCGGAAGAAGCCACUGAUUUGGCCAGAUCGGGGACGAGAACCUACGGUGUGUACUUUCCCGUUCGAUCUUCCUGCAUGAAUGACUGACUUCAAGCAGGUGCCCCGGAAUGCUACGCAGAAAGCAGUAGAACAAGUGAUCGACAGAAUAUCGUCAAGCGAAGCAUCGACAUUUGGUCCCUUGGUGGCAUAUAUAGCGAAACUGCUGUUUGGGUCGUUUCCGGCUAUACGGCGAUCGAAGAGUAUCGACACGCUCGCAAGAGGGCAACAGACCAACUGCUUACCAACUUCCGUGAUGGCGACGCCUUCCACGACGGAAGCAGACGGCUACCAAUAGUGGAUCAGCAGCAUGACUAUUUGAGACCAGACAUGCAUCCCGACGACUUUUUGACUGGUCAUGCCUUAUUUGUGAUAGGCAAGGAGAUGCUUCACUCAAGCCCGGCAUCGCGUCCAAGCGCAGAACAGCUUGUCAGCAAAGCAGAGGACGUGGUCAAGGAGGCAAGAAAACUACUCAAUGAAAAGACCUCCCGCGACUCGUUCUCUGGACAGCCAUCAAGCCUUCAAGGCUCUCCAUCUGAAGACAGAUUCAGUCCAUCAGCUGCUCGUCCUCACCUCGCACAAGAUCCAGAAUACCCAGAACGCCCUGGACUGUACUCUACCCCUCGGCAUACCAACAACUUCCCUAGCCAUCACGUGCUGGCAAAUUCCGUUCAGCCCCGGGCUGGACCGUCCGUGGGCCAUCACGACCAAGAAGGCUUUGCGCCGCAAGUGAACGAAUCUAUCACAUACCCGAACGGAGCAUCGAAUCAUACUAUCAAUGGCCAGUCGAAUUUGCCUUUUCGUCCUGCUCCACCCGGAAUAGUCACUCAGCGGAAUGAGGAACCGCCAAAGUGUACCGUCGGAGAAGCUUGGGAGUGGUAUCACGACACCAAGUAUGGAAAGGAUGUUAAACUGCCUCAUGACGGUUUGACGUGGGAGCUUGAAGGACGUGAUCAUGUAAGCCAACGUUACGUCUGCUCAAGAUUCAAGGCUGACCCACGGUAGGUUUUCAUCAUCGACGACUCUAGGUCAAUGCAACCGUAUUGGAGAGAAGUCGAGAGGCUUGCGCAACUACUAGCCUUCAUUACCAAGAGGAUGGACAGGGAUGGACUGGAGCUGUACUUCCUCACUUCUGAAAGGGGCUACAAAUGCUCGAGCUCAUCGAGACUUGCACGGUACAUUCGCGACCGCGCACCGGAUAAGAUGACCAACUUGAACUCCCGCUUGGCCGCGGACCUGAGAUCCUAUCGGGAACAGAUCGAUCGCAUCAGGAGCCAGACCAGAACACGUCGCACGAGUCUCUUCGGUCGCCCGGGAUUGGUACAACGAAGCAUCUAUGUCUUCACCGAUGGAGUCUGGGAAUCCGGCGAGGAUGAACAGGGACAGGAAGCUAUAUUCCUUACGGCAAACAAGUUGGCCGAGACUGGGCUCGAGAGAAAGCAGAUCGGCAUCCAGUUCAUCAGGUUUGGAGAGAGUGAGGUUGGGAGACAAAGACUGGAAGCACUGGACAAUCUGAAUGAGACUCAUAAUCUGGCAAAGUCAGUUGACACCUUUCAUGCCUAUUGAACACAAUGCUAACGAGUAGCAGGGAUAUUGUCGACACCGAACCUGCCAACGGAAAUGUCUGGAAAAUGCUGCUCGGUGCUAUCAAUCCCAAAUUCGACAACGAUCCCAGGAGAGUUUCCUCGCCGACCAUGUAUGGAGGGUGA